This is a messenger RNA of Haliotis rufescens (red abalone), 847 nucleotides long. RefSeq lists its product as uncharacterized. The coding region runs from base 74 to 709 and encodes 211 amino acids. NCBI's taxonomy places the organism in Eukaryota, Metazoa, Mollusca, Gastropoda, Lepetellida, Haliotidae. The transcript has 5 exons. The record is from RefSeq and is a predicted model, not a curated record.
GAUUUAUAUUCCAGCCCAAUUUUACCCGUGUAUACCUGAAGGGUCAACUUUUUGCGGGUGUCUGGCGGGCCUCAUGCAGAAGAUGAUUUGUCUGGCAAUGGGCACUGUCUCAACAUGUUACCCUCACAUCAACAUUACUGUUGUAAAUGGCAAACCGAAGGGCCUCGGAUCAAUCACACGGCAUGAUGUCUUCAUGGAGGUGGUCAACGUAACAAGUGAUGGACUGGAGCUCAACUUCAAUGGUAGAAGCCAUGUUGCCAUUGCAUCUUUUAAUAACGUGGAUUACACACGAGGUCUUGCCAUCAUAUUCAAGUUUAAAGAAGCAGAAACAGCCAAGCCAACUGAAAGACAGGUCCUUCUCAGCAACUGCGACAAUUCAACUAAUAGCCAUUCUAUUGAAAUAGCACUAGAAGGAAAAUAUGUGAAGUUCACCAUUGAUGUUGGCGAGAAUACGUAUUUUCAGACGAAUGUGGAAUAUGUGAGAGGACCAUUCUUCAAAAGAGUUGCUGCCGUUUAUGAUGGUGAACAAUUCAAAGGAUAUGUUGAUGGGAACAUCGGCUCCAUACCAUGGAAAGGAGUGAUACAAAAACGUAGUCAUCCGCUCCUUAUUGGCAACACAGGCUGUGAUGGUAGUGUCGGGUUUAAAGGGAAAAUAAAAGGGAUGGAGAUCUACAGAUGUGUGCCCAAGGCCUUUGAUCCCCUUGCUUGAUCACUCAAUAAACUGAAUUGAAUGCAUUCAUUUGGAGUGCAUUAACAGCAACGUUCGACACGAUGAUGGAAAUUAGUUAGUCAUUAACAUCAACCUAUAAAGAAAGCAUUGGAAAUAUGAAUAAACGUUAGUUCGUAA